Molecule: messenger RNA, 1585 nt
Organism: Camellia sinensis
Lineage: Eukaryota; Viridiplantae; Streptophyta; Magnoliopsida; Ericales; Theaceae
Product: thiosulfate/3-mercaptopyruvate sulfurtransferase 1, mitochondrial
Cellular component (GO): mitochondrion
Molecular function (GO): thiosulfate-cyanide sulfurtransferase activity
Source: RefSeq, a predicted model, not a curated record
CGGGACAGCAGAGUAGUGUAUAAAGCAGCAGCUGUGUGUGUAGUCUAGUCGAGUCGAUCAAAUUCCAUCCAUCAUCCAUAUCUGUGACUGAGAGAGUAACCCUUUUUAUUUUUGGCCUUUUGGCUUUUUAGGCUUUCUCUAUGUUCUCUGCAGCAUAAAUGGCAUCGGCUCUUCUAUCUAGAACUUUCCUUGCUCGUCAUCGCUUUCUUCAUUCUUCCUUCUCCUCCCUCGCUUCCCCCAAGCCCCAAAUCUUCACAUCUUUCUUCAAUAAGAGACCAUUACACUUGCAGGCUUCUCCUGCCUAUUUGGUGUACAAAACUUCUGGUUUUGUUUCUUGUGCCUCAUCAUUAGGAGGGUCAAAAGCUUCUUUUUCAACGCAAUCCAUGUCGACUAAUGAACCUGUUGUGUCAGUUGACUGGCUCCGUGCAAACCUCAGAGAGCCUGAUAUGAAGGUGUUGGAUGCAUCCUGGUACAUGCCAGAUGAACAGAGGAAUCCACUUCAAGAGUAUCAGGUUGCCCAUAUUCCUGGUGCCCUUUUCUUUGAUGUAGAUGGUAUAUCCGAUCGAACUACUAAGUUGCCACACAUGUUACCAUCAGAAGAAGCAUUUGCUGCCGCUGUUUCUGCCCUUGGUAUAGAGAAUAAAGAUGGGGUAGUUGUUUAUGACGGAAAGGGAAUUUUCAGUGCAGCUCGAGUUUGGUGGAUGUUCAGAGUAUUUGGGCAUGAUAGAGUAUGGGUGUUAGAUGGUGGCCUGCCCAGAUGGCGUGCUUCGGGAUUUGAUGUUGAAUCUAGUGCUUCUAGUGAUGCUAUUUUGAAAGCAAGUGCUGCCAGUGAGGCAAUAGAGAGAGUAUAUCAUGGACAAGCUGUUGGCCCAAUUACAUUUCAGACCAAAUUUCAGCCACAUCUUGUCUGGACACUCGAACAGGUUAAGAAAAACAUUGAGGACAAAACACAUCAACACUUGGAUGCCCGUUCAAAGACCAGGUUUGAUGGGGUUGCUCCAGAACCUAGAAAGGGGAUAAGAAGUGGUCAUGUACCUGGCAGCAAGUGUAUUCCUUUUCCCCAGAUGUUGGAUGGCUCACAGACACUUUUACCUGCAGACGAGCUUAAAAAAAGAUUUGAUCAAGAAGGCAUCUCUUUGGACAGCCCUGUUGUAACUUCAUGUGGCACUGGUGUAACUGCUUGCAUUCUUACCCUGGGUCUCCAUCGACUUGGGAAGACUGAUGUUCCAGUCUAUGAUGGGUCAUGGACAGAAUGGGGAGCGCAUCCAGACACGCCUGUCUCAGCUUCUUCUUCAUGAAAUGUUAAUGCCAUUGCAUCAGACACUUGUUGGCUACAUGCACAGCAUGAGGUUUACCUUGUUUGAUAGUCAUUGGGGAUUUUGACGAAAGAGAUUGUAUCUGGAACAAGUGAAUUAUGUAUCUGGGGUGUCUCAUUUUCUUGAGUUUCGAAAGCUUUAAAUUUGGACCUCAUAAUCACACCUAUGAAUAAAGAACUGGAGUUGUAACUUUUUAAGCUAUUUGAUUUGGAGUUUAUUUGUCAAACAGGAUAUGAAAAUUAGGAAACUGCGACAAAUGUCAUUUUGCA